AUGAGAAAGCCAUGCCUCUUGCUCACGCAGCCCCUACACUUGACCGUCCCCUUUCCCCAUAGACUCCCUCUCAUAGCCAGCCAGCCAUUUCUUCCCCGUCCAAUUUAUCGUGCAUCAUCUUUAACUAGCCACAAAGAAACAUAUGAAGCUGGAGGCUAUCAUCCAGUUAAAAUCGGUGACUAUUUCUACCAUCGCUAUCGGGUAGUUCAUAAACUUGGCCACGGUACAUACUCGACCAUAUGGCUGGCCCGCGAAGAAGUUUCCAAUAGAUAUGUUGCAUUGAAAAUCUACCGUGAUUUGAUUCCUACAAUCUCAGAUAUCUUCAACAUAAAAGGCCCCAAUGGAUAUCACACAUGCUUGGUCACCAGACCAGCACGAAUGAGCCUGUCGGAUGCAAAGAAUGGAUCAUGGAUCAGUCUCUUUCAGCUCGAGGUAUCCCGAGCGAUAGUAGCGCAGCUCAUGAUUGCUAUCCAGUACAUCCACUCCCAAGGUAUCGUCCAUGGGGACCUUCACCGUGGGAAUAUUCUACUUCGGCUUUGCCGAGACUUUGAUGAGCUGUCGACUGAAAUGCUGUACGAAAAGUAUGGAGAGCCGGUUCCCGAGCUAGUCAAUCGACUGGACGGUCGAGAAAUUCCGCCAGAGGUGCCACAACAUGGUGUAAUACCUAUAUGGCUCGGAGCCGCAAGUGAGAAUGUGGCGCUCCCAGAAGCCACGAUAUGUCUUUCAGACUUUGGCGAGGCAUUCUGUCCGACGCAGGAACGGAAAUUCAAGUCUCAUACACCUCUGCUGGUCCGUCCCCCGGAGGCCCGGUUUGAGCCAACCCGGCCUCUGACCUUUUCGUCUGAUAUAUGGACACUUGCCUGCACCAUCUGGAAUAUUAUGGGACAAAGAACACUAUUUGAAGGCCUCCUUACAAAUGAUGACGACAUGACUAGCCAACAAGUUGACCUACUUGGCCCGCUGCCUUCCGAUAAGUCGACUCAACAACCUCCCGCAUCUUCGACUCAGGCAUGGGAGGAUCGGUUCGAAACACACAUGCAGCAGUCGCGAAUACGGGAGGGAAUGCUGCUUUUUGAAUCAAGGGAACGUGAUGCUUUCAUCUCGAUGUUACGCUCUAUGCUUCGCUUCAGGCCGGAAGAUCGCCCUUCUGCUCAACAGGUCUUUGAGUCGGAAUGGAUGGUGAAAUGGGCAUUGCCUGAGUAUGAGAAGAUUCGCAGUCCCAAUUAA
This is a messenger RNA of Aspergillus neoniger CBS 115656, 1227 nucleotides long. RefSeq names its product kinase-like protein. The record is from RefSeq and is a predicted model, not a curated record. The coding region runs from base 1 to 1227 and encodes 408 amino acids. The transcript is spliced from 4 exons. NCBI's taxonomy places the organism in Eukaryota, Fungi, Ascomycota, Eurotiomycetes, Eurotiales, Aspergillaceae. Gene Ontology annotation, biological process: spliceosomal complex assembly; regulation of mRNA processing; protein phosphorylation. Gene Ontology annotation, molecular function: ATP binding; protein kinase activity.